Molecule: messenger RNA, 1053 nt
Organism: Meloidogyne enterolobii
Lineage: Eukaryota; Metazoa; Nematoda; Chromadorea; Rhabditida; Meloidogynidae
Source: the annotation of a GenBank genome assembly
UAUAGGUUAAAGAAGGAUUUAGAGGGAUAACGGGGAUGUGAAGAAAUGAGGAUAGGGGAUAUAUAGACCGAAAAGAUGCAGAAAACUAGUUUUGAGUUAUGAGAAUAUUCAAUUUUGGAUAAUCUUUUGCAUUUAAUUGAUAAAUAAUUAUUUAAAAUAAAGGAAGACAACUAUCAUAAUAAUGCAACAAUACAAGGAGCUAAUAUAUAUUCAAAAGGCAAACCAAUCCAAAUUACAAUUAAAAUGCAAAAUAUUAUUAAAAAGGAAGAAAACAUUGAAUUUUACAAUAUUUAUAUAAACGGCAAAGAAUGCCACAGCUAUAUAGGAGGAUUUCCUUUUUGGUCAACAAAUUGGAUACAGGUAAAAGGAGAUGCAGUUCUUCUAGAAGAGCCAUUCAUCACAUCCCCUAAAUUACAAUUAAAUGAAACCGAGAAAAUCUACAAAUAUGAAUUGGACCAAUUGCCUUUUAUUGGUUCCACAUUCUGUCUUGAGGGUACUUUGCCUAAAUCAAGCGAUGUUGAAGGAAUAGAGAAACUUGAAAUAAAUCUGAUGCAUGAAAGUAAUGAUGAUUCAAAAAGUUUUGGCGAUACUUUAUUAAAAAUGGAAUUCCAAUUCUCGACUGGGCACGAAGAAUCAUGGCUUAAAAUAUCUAGCAGGCUACAUAAUGGUGAUUAUAAAAAUGAAAAAAAAUAUGCAAACCCAAUUGGCUUGUCGGGUGUUGAAUUAACUGUACGGAUAGCUAUUGAAGAAUCUUACUUCAAGAUCGGAUUUAAUGAAGGCAAAACUUUUAUUAAAUAUAAUUAUGUAGCUCCUCCCUGGAUGGUUAAUUGGAUUAUGGCAAGAGGAAAUAUAAAUAAUGUUAAAUUCGGCAAUGAUGCAAAAAGAUGUUCUAAAUAUAUUUCUAAAUCACUUCCGCCACACAUAACAAAAAUUGAAAAUUUAAAAGAAGGGAAACAUAUUAGCGUGAAGGGGAAAGUUACAAAAUUGGAUGAAAAUAUUUUAAUUAAUUUUUAUUAUGGAGCACUCGGAUGGGAUGAAAAUAGUAAAAAAUAA